AUGGGUCAGAGUUACUGUUACUGCGCAACUCAUCUUCAAGGCUUCUCUAGGAGAAUAUCUGGCACAGAGAAAGUCCUCAAUAAAUGCACAUUUAGAGAAGAACAGAAAUGCAAGUACCGAUCCCUGAUACAAGGCUACAUCUGCAAACAGACUGACCAAGUGAUCUUAAUUCUUGACACCGUUGAUGCCACUUGGGCAAUGAGGAAGUUAUAUCCAGUUGUAUCUGUGACUAGUGGUUUUGUUGACACCUUUAGCGGUAUAAAUGCCAACACUCCUUGCUCUACUUCCGGGGCUGUAUCUACUUUCUAUUCCAUUGUACCCACCAGGGAAAUCACCAAGGUCUGCUUUGUGGAUCAGACUCCUCAAGUUUUGCGUUUUUUUCUAUUGGGAAACAAAAGUACCUCCAAGCUUCUCUUAGGUGUAUUCUACCAUGAACUCCAGAGCCCCCAUGUUUUCGUAGGAGAAAGUUUCAUUCCUCCCACUCUGGUUCAAUCAACUUCCUCAUUGCUGGAUGAGCCUAUUGGUUCCAACUAUUUCAGCAUCAUGGAUAACCUCUUGUAUGUUGUCCUCCAAGGACGGGAGCCCAUUGAAAUACGCUCAGGUGUUUCCAUUCAUUUGGCCCUCACUGUGAUGUUUUCAAUCCUAGAAGAAGGCUGGGAAAUCAUGAUCCUUGAAAAACUAAUUGACUUCUUACAGGUUGACCAAAACCAAAUCAGACUUAUUCAUGAGAUGCCUGGCAAUGAAGCAACCUUAAAGGCCAUUGCUGACAGUAGAGCAAAGAGAAAGCGCAAUUGCCCAACGGUGACUUGUGCCAGUCAGUAUAGAGUUGGUCAACGUAGACCUCUCAUGAUGGAAACAAGCUCUUAUAGGGUCCCACCGCCAACCACUAUGGAACCUAUCCCAAAAGUGAUGGUCAUUGAAAUUGGGGAUCUGCCAUCAGUAAGGAGCACUGGACUGAUUCCAUCCUUAUCAAGUAACAAAUUACAGAAUUUGGCUCACCAGGUUAUCAUUGCUCAACAGACUGGAGUACUAGAGAAUGUUCUGAAUAUAACUAUUGGGGGGUUGUUGGUGACUCAAUUAAAGGGACUCGUUGGCUAUGGAAAUACAAGCAGCUUUAAAACUGGGAACUUGAUAUAUACUCGGCCCUAUGCUCUUGCAGUCCUAGUUGAGCCUUCAGAUGGAGAAGUGGGAAAAGAACUUGUAGUACAACCACAACUGGUUUUUCUAGAUAAGCAGCCUACUUUCCUUCCACUUGCUAUGAAAGUCCAGAAUUUGAUUAAGGAAUCAGAGAGUGGAGUCCUUGGGCGCCCCCUCAGAGCCUUGGGCCAUUUCUGUUUCCCUGGAAGGGACAUCAGACUCAGUGCUGAAAGGGUGUACUCAGGCAGAAACUCAAGAUGGUUAUGUGAGCUUCUCCAACUUGGCAGUUUUGAUCUCUGGGUCAAAUUGGCACUUUAUUUUUACUGUCAUUUCCCCUCCAGGGGCCAAUUUCACGGCUCGGUCCAGGCCCUUUGCCAUCUUACCUGUGACUAUGUCAGAGAGGUCGACAAUCAUCCUGGCUGCUUCCACGUGCUCAGUGGUCUCAUGGUUGGCUCUGUGCUGUCUGGUGUGCUGUUGGUUUAAGAAAAGCAAAAGCAGAA
Ceratotherium simum simum (southern white rhinoceros) is the source of this 1637-nucleotide messenger RNA. The record is from RefSeq and is a predicted model, not a curated record. Lineage: Eukaryota; Metazoa; Chordata; Mammalia; Perissodactyla; Rhinocerotidae.